Messenger RNA from Bufo gargarizans (Asiatic toad), 2000 nucleotides. Its product is annotated as glycine-rich cell wall structural protein-like. The record is from RefSeq and is a predicted model, not a curated record. Lineage: Eukaryota; Metazoa; Chordata; Amphibia; Anura; Bufonidae. The transcript is spliced from 8 exons. The coding region runs from base 96 to 1607 and encodes 503 amino acids.
UGAGAUCUCCUCCCACUGAGCCGUCUCUAUAUAUGAUACUGACUUGGUGAGGAAGAGAUCCUGUGCUCAGAAACAGGGGACCUCCAAACACCAGGAUGAGUAGGUCUGGUCCCAUCGGGGCCCUCCUGUGCUGGACGGCUGUGCUGUGUGUCUGCAAUGCUGCUCCACAACCGAAGUAUUGCAGGAGCCCAAGCUACAAACCAAGCGGUUCCUCAGAUCCCCUGGCCUCAUUCCCUGUGUGUGAUGGGACACCGGGCUUCAUCCAGGUUUCUUCGUCUAGUCAGUCUGGGUCCAUGAGUGGUGGAAGCAGCUCCCAAUCUCUGCAAGCCAAUAUUCAACGCACGGUUAUCCAAGGAGGCAGCAUGCAAAGUAGUAGUGGCACCUGGUCAUCUGGUGGAGGUGGUGGAGGAGGAGGAGGAGGAUCUGCCCAGAGCAGUUCUGGAGGAGGAGGUGGAGGAGGAGGAGGAGGAUAUGCCCAGGGCAGUUCUGGAGGAGGAGGUGGAGGAGGAGGAACAUCACAAAUUUUUGUUGCAGGAGGUGGAGGCACAGGGGGUAGCUCUUCCCAUCUAAACUCUGUCGGUAUGGGAUCAGGAAAUGUCCUCCCACCACGUGGCGUUUCUAUUAUCCACAGCAGCUCCUCUUCGUCUUCUGGUUCAAGUAGUGGUGGUUCAUAUUCAGCAGUUGGAGGAGGGACUGGUUCAUCUCAACAAAAUGCUAUAAAUCAAGGAAACAUUAGGAUUUCCCAAGGAACUGGUGGAGGUUCGUUUGGCCAGAGUUCUGGAGGAGGUUCAUUUGGCCAGAGUUCUGGAGGAGGAUCAUUUGGCCAGAGUUCUGGAGGAGGAUCAUUUGGCCAGAGUUCUGGAGGAGGUUCAUUUGGCCAGAGUUCUGGAGGAGGUUCAUUUGGCCAGAGUUCUGGAGGAGGUUCAUUUGGCCAAAGUGCUGGAGGAGGUUCAUUUGGUCAGAGUGCGGGAGGAGGUUCAUUUGGUUCAAGUUCUGGAGGCGGAUCAUUUGGUCAGAGUUCUGGAGGAGGUUCAUUUGGCCAAAGUUCUGGAGGAGGCUCAUUCUCUGGAGGAAGUGCAGGCUCUGGCCAGCCAAACCGUGGUGGUAGUAUCGUUGUUGUUGGAGGCUCUUUCGGCACUGGCUCCAUAUCUAGCGGUAUUUCCUCAGGCUCUUAUAAGCUACCAGCGAACAUAAAAGCAGAAGAUGUUCCAGUGUCCCUAGGAUGUGAUAAAAAAGGACAAACCGGUCAAGGAUCCAACCAAGUUGGAGGGACUGGAAAUACUGGUGGAACAGGUGGAACAGGCGGAGGGUUCGGCCAGAUCUCACAAACCCAUGGCGGAGGUUCAGGAGGAACUGGUGGUGGUGGAGGAGGAGGAGGAACAGGAAACAUUGGAGGCGGAUUCUCACAGAUCUCCCAAAGCCAUAGCGGAGGUUCCAGUGGAGGAUCAAUUCAUCAAGGUACUGGAGGAUCAAUUCAUCAAGGUACUGGAGGAUCAAUUCAUCAAGGUACUGGAGGAGGCACAGGCGGUGGAAGCUUCUCCCAACAAUCCCAAAGUCAAAGCUCAGGUUCUAUACAAAAACAAAUUCCCCAGUCCCAGUCAGGCUGAUGAAUCUAUGAUGGAGCGUGUAAUUGGUCAUUAAAGAGGACACGGCUCCUUGAUCUGCCGCUGGUCGCCAUGUGGUGCACUUUUUUUUUUAUUAUAAAUAAGUCCAGACAGAAUUUGUAUAUAUUUAUUUUUGUACCGAUCCUCCCUCGCGUCUCCUACAAAUGUACGGUAUUGCCAUCAUGACGUGUCUAGAUGGUCUCAUCGAUGACAGGUUCUUCUCACGUGUAGCUUCAGGACUUUUUUUUUUUUUUUGUUCCUCCUCCAGCCCACUAAACAAGCUCCCACAGGGAGCAUUUUGUGCCAUACAGAGUGUUUGUUUAAUUCUUUGGAAAAAAUUGAAUGUGAAGUUGUGUUUUUCAUAUGUGCAAUAAAACCUGCAAAGGACGUGUCAAA